Pisolithus orientalis is the source of this 2622-nucleotide messenger RNA. Its product is annotated as Sodium/calcium exchanger protein-domain-containing protein. Gene Ontology annotation, cellular component: membrane. Lineage: Eukaryota; Fungi; Basidiomycota; Agaricomycetes; Boletales; Pisolithaceae. The transcript is spliced from 6 exons. The record is from RefSeq and is a predicted model, not a curated record. Bases 75 to 2504 code for a protein of 809 amino acids. Gene Ontology annotation, biological process: transmembrane transport; monoatomic cation transport; intracellular calcium ion homeostasis. Gene Ontology annotation, molecular function: monoatomic cation transmembrane transporter activity.
UGAGUGAUGUCAUUUCGGAUUUGGUGGAUUAUUGAAAGACCUGCUGCGUUGGCUCUGACUUGCGACCUGUCCCAAUGUCGUCGAGGACUGCAACGGCGAUUCUGUUCGUCUGUCUGUUCGCUCAGUGCAUUCUGCUGUCUCGACGAAGCAGACAUGCACGGGUGCCCCAGGAAAUGGAAUACCAGCUGGCCAGUGCGCUCUCCAGGCAACUCCAGCAAGUCCAGUGUCACCCGCUGGAUUUCGGGGCCCAUGCUGCCCAGUGUCACCAUGUCCAGCAAGAGUGUCCCAUCUCAGACACCGUCCUGUCUUUUCCGUAUCUGCAGACCUACUUCUGCUCAGAUCCAAGCGUACGCCCGCUCGUCUUCACAGCCCUGCUGCUAUGGCUUUUCUUCCUCUUCUCUACCCUUGGCAUAUCCGCCUCCGACUUCUUCACCCCAAACCUCGCUACCAUCGCCCAGUUCCUUGGCCUCGACGAAAACGUGGCCGGCGUCACCUUCCUCGCAUUUGGCAAUGCCAGUCCCGACGUCUUCUCCACCUUCUCAGCCAUGCGCGCAGACUCAGGCAGCUUGGCGAUAGGUGAGCUUCUCGGCGCUGCCUCCUUCAUCGUCUCCUGCGUCGUCGGGUCCAUGUGCAUCAUUCGUCCGUUCAAGGUUGAUCCGCUCCCGUUCCUGAGAGACGUCGGCUUCUUCACCAUCGCCGUCAUUAUGCUGCUCGUAAUUCUUAGAGACGGUCUCAUUCAAGCUUGGGAAUCGGCUAUGCUGGUCCUGUGGUACAUCUGCUAUGCUUUUGUAGUCGUCGUCGGAAGCUGGAUCGAAAGACGCAUGGAACGUGUACGGCGAAGAGAGGAUGUCGUCGAGCCCAUCACGCAACCCUACACAGACGAAGAGCCGUACAGUGACGAACCACCUCCGCCAGCAACCGUCUCCGCCGAUACCCUCGCAGUCCCUGUCGCAUCUUCUCCAAAACCAACGAUAUCCGGCCAACAUCCACCCAGAAUUGCCAUCCAAACCCAGCUACCAUCACGUCCCAAAUCACGAUCACCCUCGCCAAUUCAUACACCCCCCCACCUCGCCCACAUGCCCUCCUUCUCCCUUGUCGGUGCACUUGAAUUCCGCCAAGUGGUCGAAUCACUGAGGACCCACGCUGCCAGUUCCUCGCUAGACGUGUUCGAUGCCCCUCUCACCCCUUAUGCAGGGGGACACUACCACCAGCACCACCACCGCCCUCGUGGUCACUCAGAAUCGCGUAGCCCGUCUCGCGCCGGACCAGAAAUCAAUCCAUGGGACGCAGAACUCGGCGUUCCCCUCAACGACCGCUCGCCGCGUCUCCUGCGCUCGUCUAUCGCUGAAGACCGUGAUCGAGAAGAAAGCGAAAGACCCAGUGCACUCGAUGAGGGUAUUCAGCUCCUCCCUACGCCUCUCUCAGGCCCAGAGGCAAUACCCUCGAUAUCCCGCACCCCAGCGUCACCGGUUGAUUCUGAUGCGUCGACGGACGUCGAGCGGUACGUCCCACCCACGAAAGGUGAACGCCUAAGGCACGUCCUCGCGAGGACGUGUCAUAUCCUCUUUCCCUCUCUCCACCACUUCUGGUCAAAGUCGUUGCUCAGGAAGAUCGUUGCACUUCUCGCAGCGCCCGCCGUUAUGGCAUUGACGCUCACUCUUCCUGUUGUGGUAAUACCCUACGGUAAUGACGGCACGCACGAAGAGAAGCCAUCACAUCAUCGUCACCCUCAUCACCAUCAUGAUACCGAAACAGAAUCGCGACUCGUUGAGUUUGAGGAAGAAGGCGUUGAGAGGACGUUGAUGGCCGAAGAAGUCAUACAGGAGGAUUUUCACGAGAUGGAGUUUAAUAAGUGGUUGAUGGCCGCUCAAUGCGUGUUCGGUCCGCUGUUUUGCGUAGCCGUCUUGUUCAGUAGAACAGAUCAUCUUUUGUGGUUGCUCGGUGGGACGGCGGUCGGAGGUGUCGCGGCGGGAUUGCUUGUACUGAUCUUUGCCAACGAUGGGUUCCACCCGACUGCGCGUAUGGCGCGGUGUUCGAUGGGGUUCUUCGUCGCGAUCGUCUGGAUCAUGGCCAUUGCCGACGAAGUGGUGAACGUUCUCCAAACAUUUGGAUUCAUAUUUGGGUUGUCGGACGCUAUCAUCGGGCUGACAAUAUUCGCUGUGGGGAAUUCUCUCGCUGACCUCGUUGCUAACAUGAGUGUCGCGGUCUUCGCCCCUAUAAUGGGUUUCUCCGCCUGCUUUGGCGGACCUUUAGUCAACAUCCUUCUCGGAGUCGGAAUCUCUGGAUCUUAUAUCAUUUCUCAAACUCCAAAUGCCCAUCCCUACCGUCUACACUUCACGCCUUCCCUGAUGAGCAGCGCAUUUGGGCUGCUCGGGUUGCUCCUCAUUACCCUGGUGGGUGUACCCCUGAAUGGGUAUCAUUUGACGAGGAAGUGGGGUGUAUUUUUGGUGGUUGCCUAUGUGGUGCUUAUGGUGGUUAAUAUUCUCGUGGAGGUAAAGUACUGAGGGCAAGAUCGCCCGACAGUGGAUUGCACCGGACGUGGAUUUAUAUACACGCAUCUCCAUUGCACAUCCUAUAGCAAUGCCUUCCCUUUCAUAUGUAUACUCUUGUAACAAUACUAUC